Messenger RNA from Mus pahari (shrew mouse), 700 nucleotides. RefSeq names its product MORN repeat containing 5 (gene Morn5). The transcript is spliced from 5 exons. NCBI's taxonomy places the organism in Eukaryota, Metazoa, Chordata, Mammalia, Rodentia, Muridae. The record is from RefSeq and is a predicted model, not a curated record. Bases 57 to 569 code for a protein of 170 amino acids.
GUCAUAGUGACGCCAAGACAGCUGAAGUUGGUGUCUGUUAGACACUAGCUGCUAACAUGCAGUACACCGGGAGCCAAUAUUUCGGGGAAUACAUAAACGGGAGGAUGGAGGGCAGUGCUGAGUACAUCCUCCCUACUGACACGAGAUACAUCGGGGAGAUGAAGGACGGCAUGUUCCACGGAGAAGGAACCCUGUUCUUCCCCAGUGGGAGCCGAUUCGACGCCAUCUGGAGGAAGGGAUUGGUGGUGAAGGGCAAGUAUACCUUCAAUGAUGGGCUGCAGUAUGAGGACAAACACUGGCACUACUGUGACAGCUAUGACCGGAGGUUCUACACUGAGAUCUGCUAUGGCCUGAAGCCCUCAGGUAUCUCUCAGCUCACCAACAUGGACCCACCCAGAAGAAUUCCCCUGGGCUACUAUGACUGUGGAGAUGGCUUCUAUAACCCCACGACCAGGGUCAUCAAGGAUUACCGGAACCGCUUUCUGAGAAAUGCCGAUGAUGACGAACAUGAGUGGAUCAUCAGGACCUGUCGCAAGGGCUGGUUGCCAAUGCCCACACAGAAGUCCUAGCCGUGAGCACAUCUGCCUCAGCAUCUCGCCAGGGACUUCCUUCUGCCCACUGCUGGCCUGGGAACCUGGCUGUAGUCCUAGCUUCGACUUGGGUUUCAGAAUAAAGGUUUUCUGCACUGAACAGCCCCAAA